Molecule: messenger RNA, 1887 nt
Organism: Cuscuta europaea
Lineage: Eukaryota; Viridiplantae; Streptophyta; Magnoliopsida; Solanales; Convolvulaceae
Source: the annotation of a GenBank genome assembly
UAAAGUAUAGAAUAAAAUAUAGAUACGAUUUUUUUCAUGUACCAUAAAGUAAUGAAUGCAUAAAGGUCUAAUUUCUGGCGUCAUAAGCAACCAAAAAAUAAAAUAAAAAAGAUAGUGCAUUACUAGUAUUAUUUUCAUUGAUAAAAAAGCAAUAGAGAAGGUCCACAAGAGUAGGGGGCAUAUCCACAUACCCACGUUUCCCUCGUUCAAUUAUAUUCGGCUAUUCCUCACAAAACUACCCAAUCAUCCAUCUCUCACAAACCAAAAUCGGUUUUCUUUUUCUUCUCUUCUUUUUUUCGUCUUGAACAUGAAAAUGCUAGGAAUCCAAGAAACGGAAACUUCUCCCCGUGAAAAGGAAAUGAUUAUCAACGGGAAAGAUCGCACCUUUAUGCUUCUCCACUCCCCACAGAUCAUUGGAUUCAGACUGAGGACGCCGAGGUUGCUUGUUAAGGUUGUCAAUGGAAGAAAGCGGCGGCGGCGGCGCAGCCGCCAUGGUUCCAAUGAUGCAGCGGAGAGGAAGAAGUCAUUGUCGGAACCUGGUGGGAAUCUUCUUCUGCCUGUGAAAACUGGGUCGGUUUUCUGCAGCACGUUUUUCAGCAGAAACCAGGCGGCAGAUGAUGAAAAACUGGGAAAGUCAAAGUCAAUCAAGAACAUCUUGGGGUUCAAGGGAAAAAACAUUCAAUGCAGAGAGAGUUUAGAAAAGUCAACAAAGUCAACCCAUUACUUGUUCCUCUCAAGAACAGGGAAGAAUGGUGGUGGGUCAUCAGCAAAAGAACCCAUCUUCUGCUUCAGAUUCUCUGGGCUGCUCAGAUGGAAGAAGAGGCUAAGAUUUAGCUUCAGGAAGUGGAGGAUUACUGGAGGAAUUGGAACAAGUUGUAUGGGUAUGGCAUCCCAAAGAAGAAACAGAGGCUAUUACACACAGAUUCAGAGCAUCAGAAAUCCAGAGGAGGCAGAUGAUGAAGAAGAAAAGGAAGAAGGGAUUGAGCUUUGCAAGAAGAGAAUCCUUAUGGGAGACAGGUGUAAGCCUCUCAGCAUCUCUGGAAGGCUUAACUAUGAUAAAAAUGGCGUUUUGUUGCCAGAAUUGCUUCCGUAUGAUUGACGAAUCAGAGUAGUUUUCUUUCCCAGAAUUACACAUACCUUAAAUUCUUCAGAUGAUCUCCCAUCAUCAAAGCUGCAGAUAUAGUAGUAUGUGUUGGUUUUGUUAAUGUCAUAUUGUCAUGGUUGAUAUUUUUUCAUGAAACGGCCAAACAAACUUCCAAUGACUUUCAAUCCGGAACAGGGACGGAAUCGGGCACUGGGCCGAACCGGAUCAAUAUAAAGAAUAUUUUGAAGAAAAAAAAUUACACAAAAAAUUUUACACAUAAAAACAUAGACAUUUUUAAAAUUUGGACUGGGCCAAGCCUGUCCCUCCCCUAGCUACACCCCUGAUUCCGGAGUGAUCCAAACUAGUGAUAAAAGAUUGGAGAGUUUUUUGUUACUGCCUUCAAACCCAAUUGAACAACCCCAACUUAUUUUGGUUGAACCAUUCUAGUUACCCCGCGAUUUUGACUACGGGUCAUCCGGAAACGAUCUUCAUGUGUUUUAGUACACGGGUAAGACUGCACACAUCCGAUCUCCCUUACUCUAUCGAAGGUGGAAGUCUUUGCGUCACUUGGGUAAUGAUGAUUGAUGGUGAUGCUAUGGUGAUUCUAGUUACCCCACAUUGUUUUCCUAUAUAUGGUUAAAUUCGUCUUGGUUCAUAUGGGUCUCAAAUAGUUUGACUAUAUUUAUUUUGUCCUAGGGGAGGAUCUACGCAUACUUAUGGGCUAAAUGAAACUCUCGUGUCAAUUUGUAGGGUGGACUAUAUUUGAGCUAUAUACUACUUUAAAGAAGUUCUCACUUUCCUUU